GUGAUGAUGGAAUACAUCGGAGCCACCGGAGCGCCGGUGAAGAUCGCCGCCGUCCCCGUCGACCCGGCAAUCGACUUCCACUUCCUCCUAAGCUUCGCCAUCGACGCCGACCCCGCCGGAAACCCUCAAAACGGCGUCUUCUCGCCAUACUGGUCGGAUACCCUAACUCCGGCCGCCGUCUCCGCCGUCAAAUCACUCCGCCCCAACGUGAAAGCCCUGGCCAGUCUCUCCGGCUGGAGCCUCGCCGGAAAAACCCUCUCCUGGUACGACCCUGCCGACGCCCAGCUCUGGAUCUCCAACGCCUUCCAAUCCCUCAAAUCACUCAUCCAGACAUACAACCUCGACGGCAUUGACAUCGACUACGAAAGAUUCCCUCGGAAAAACCAAAACGCCACCGCCGGCGGCGGCGAUUUCGCGUACUGCAUCGGGGAGCUGAUAACGAUGCUGAAGAAUCAGAGUGUAAUCACGGUGGCGACAAUCGCGCCGUUCUACACGACGGUGGGGCCGUACACGGAGCUUUACGAGGGGUACGAGGAUGUAAUAGACUACGUGAAUUAUCAAUUUUAUACGGACAAGGUGCGGCGGGCGGCGGAGUAUUUGGUGGUGUUCCAGAACCGGACGGCGGAGUUCGGCGGCGGCCGGAAGGGUAAGGUUCUGGCGAGCUACGAGGUGAAUGGGCGAGGGAUUCAAGGAGACGAGUUCUUCGUAGCGCUGAGGAUGUUGGAGGACAAUGGAUUUGUCGUUAACGGGGCAAUGAUAUUCUCUGCAGAUGCUUCCAUGUCCGAUGGAUUCUAUUAUGAGAUCAACACACAGCACUUCUUGCUCUACAACUCAACGCGAAUCAACGAAUCAUGCUAG
This is a messenger RNA of Andrographis paniculata, 858 nucleotides long. Its product is annotated as chitinase 2-like. Gene Ontology annotation, biological process: carbohydrate metabolic process. The record is from RefSeq and is a predicted model, not a curated record. The transcript has a single exon. Gene Ontology annotation, molecular function: hydrolase activity, hydrolyzing O-glycosyl compounds. Bases 4 to 858 code for a protein of 284 amino acids. NCBI's taxonomy places the organism in Eukaryota, Viridiplantae, Streptophyta, Magnoliopsida, Lamiales, Acanthaceae.